Messenger RNA from Aedes aegypti (yellow fever mosquito), 915 nucleotides. RefSeq lists its product as uncharacterized. Gene Ontology annotation, cellular component: endoplasmic reticulum. Gene Ontology annotation, molecular function: proteasome binding. The transcript has 2 exons. Bases 123 to 824 code for a protein of 233 amino acids. Gene Ontology annotation, biological process: proteasome core complex assembly. Lineage: Eukaryota; Metazoa; Arthropoda; Insecta; Diptera; Culicidae. The record is from RefSeq and is a predicted model, not a curated record.
UUUGUUGAUUUCAAUCCAAAACAAGACGUCAAACAAAGCGACUUGCACAUUUUAGUUGGUUUUCUCGGCUAACCGAGCGGCGAAUUAUCUAAAAUUUUGUUUCGACGGUGAACAACGCAAAAAUGAGUCUCAAUUUUGGAGAAAUUGUGGAACCAUCGACCCGUGCUUUCUGGGAUGAUUACGACGAGGGCGAUGAGGACUUGGCUCCACUACAACCUCUCGAAUGGGAAUGGUUGAACGAGGAUAACGUUGAGCAAACAUUGAACGCUAUGAAACGACUCCUAAUUCUUGAAGGACCGGGCAUUUCCGCCUUCGCCGGAACUGCCGUGCUGAAAGGAAGGUCUCCCAUUUGUCAGCUCAACAGUGGAACCAUCAGUAUUUAUUACGACGCAGAAAAGGGGCUGUUGGUGUGCGUUUCGGAAGAGAAGGAUUUGAACGCGUUCGGAAGGAUAACGGAAAAGCUGGCCAAUUGGUUGGACGUGGCCGAAGAAGUUGUGGCAAUUUCAUUUCAGCCAUCGGUGAUGCACAAGGGAACUUCCGGCAGCGAUGCAGAAGAGGUGUGUUUCAUCAGGAGUAUCAACGGCCGGUUGAGUCAGAUUCCGACACUGGGCGCUCCGAACGUCGUCACGGGAUUGGCCGGUGGGGUACUGAGCUACCGGAAAUUCAAGGAUCAAACGGCGUCAGUUUACGUGUGCUAUCUGGAUUCCUGCGUACUGGAUUCGGUUUCGGCCAAGCCGAUCCUUCGGCUGUUGAAAUCUCUGAACGUUGAGUGUGACGAUUCCUACCAGCUUAAGUAUAAGGCCAGUUCAAAUUUGUACUUGUGAAUAAACGAGAUGUGAUGGGUUGUUCUCAAAAUCCUAUUGGUUUAUUUUUGAAAGCAUAAUAAAUUGUAACAAACUGGACCCGUGCCACAGA